Talaromyces amestolkiae is the source of this 1032-nucleotide messenger RNA. RefSeq lists its product as uncharacterized. NCBI's taxonomy places the organism in Eukaryota, Fungi, Ascomycota, Eurotiomycetes, Eurotiales, Trichocomaceae. The transcript is spliced from 2 exons. The record is from RefSeq and is a predicted model, not a curated record. Bases 1 to 1032 code for a protein of 343 amino acids.
AUGACCGCAGAAAAACCUCUCCUCGUCAUCCUAGGUGCCACCGGCAACCAAGGUGGCUCAAUCAUUACCUUUUAUCUCUCCCAGCCCACCUCACCUUACAGAUUGCGCGGCGUAACCCGUAACCCUUCAUCCCCCAAAUCCCUUUCCCUCAUCUCGCAUGGCGUCGAAAUGGUCGCCGGCGACUUCGACGACUAUUCAUCUCUCGAAACCGCAUUCCAGGAUGCAACAGUCAUCUUCAGCGUGACUGACUUUUGGCAAUCUUUCAUGAACCCAGACUUACGCGAAAGGGCUGCUGAAACAGGCGAAAAGAUUGGUAUAUUAGCUCGAGACCGAGAAGCGCAACAAAACAGAAAUAUUAUCGAUGCAGCUGCCAAGAUUGAGACAUUGAAAAGAUUUGUCUACUCUAGUUUACCGAAUACGUCCAAGCUGAGCGGAGGGAAAUAUUCUCAUGUAUACCAUUUUGAUGGAAAAGGGAUUGCGGAGGAGUACGGGAGAAAUACGUAUCCAGAUUUGUGGGCGAAGACAAAUGUGUUGUAUGCGGGUUAUUACUUGGAGAAUUAUUUCGAUGCCGCGGGGGGGUUGUUUCGGCCUAAAUUGAGCAAAGAUAAAAAUACAUUAGUUCUAUCUGCAGCUGCACCCCUAGCCACUGCAGCUCUACCUAUGUACUCAUCCCUCGACGACACAGGCCCCCUCGUCGACGCACUCCUUCGCACUUCAGCCGGACACAAAGUCAUCGGAGUCAACAAGUGGCUCAGUCUCCGCGAAUUCACCACAACUCUAGCUCAAGUCCUUGGUAUCAAGAAUGUCGAGUUUAUUGACAAAAACCCCGACAUGAGCCGACUAGGAGAUCCAGAUUUCGUGGAAGAUGCUAUUGAUAUGAUUGGAUGGUAUGUUGAUUUUGGGUUUGAUGGAGGGAAGGUUGAUAAGAGUGUCGAGCAGCCAAGUGAGUUGGGGGUGGAGGUUGGGCUGAGGUCGGUGGAGGAGUGGUGCAUGAAGCAGAACUGGAAAGAGGUUUUGGAGGUUGUUGGAUGA